GAUGGAUGACUGGAUAGAUAGAUAACUGGAUGGGUGGUUGGUUGGUUGGAUGGAUGGAUCAAUAUAUAGAGAGAAAGAUGACUGGAUGGAUGGAUAGAUGAUUGAUUGAUUGAUAACUGGAUGGAUAGAUGAAUGGAUGGAUGGAUGACGGGAUGGAUGGAUAGAUGAAUGGAUGGAUGGAUAGCUAGAUAGACAGACAGACAGACAGAUGACAAUGGGUGGAUAGAUGAUGGAUGGAUGGAUAAAUGGAUAGAGGAAUGAAUGGAUGGAUAGAUAGAUUUAUUUUUUUUUCGUGUCAGGAGCAACCGGAGUUGCUUCUGGAGUGAGAGAAUUGGCCGUCUGCAAGGACGUUGCCCAGGGGACGCCCGGAUGUUUUGAUGGGAGGCUUCUCUCAUGUCCCCGCAUGGAGCUGGAGCUGAUAGAGGGAGCUCAUCCGCGCUCUCCCCGGGUGGGAUUCGAACCUGGCAGCCUUCAGGUCAGCAACCCACCCUUCAAGUCACGAGGCUUUUAUCCCCUAGGCCAUUGGAGGCUCCAGAUAGAUAGAUGUAUUGAUAGAUGAAUGGAUGGAUGGGUGGAUAGAUGAAUGAAUGAAUAGAUGAAUGGAUAGAUAGAUGACUGGAUGGAUGGAUGAAUGGAUGGAUGGAUAGAUAACUACUGGACGAAUGGGUGGAUAGAUGAUAGAUAAAUAGAUGGAUGGAUAGAUGACUGGAUGGAUGGAUGGACAGAUAGAUGACUUGAUGGGUAGAUAGAUGGAUGGAUGGAGGGAUAGAUAGAAAGAUGGAUGGAUAAAUGGAUAGAUAGAUGAAUGGAUGGAUAGAUAGAUUAUUGAUAGAUUAAUGGAUGGAUGGGUGGAUGAAUGAAUAGAUGAAUGGAUAGAUGGAUGGACAGAUGGAUAGAUAGAUGGAUGAAUGGAUGGAUAAAUGGAUCGAUGAAUUGAUGAAUGGAUAGAUGUAUGGAUGGAUAGAUGAAUGGCUAGACCAGUGGUUCUCAAUUGCCUGAUGUUUUGGCCUUCAACUCCCAGAAAUCUUAACAGCUGGUAAACUGGCUGGGAUUUCUGGGAGUUGUAGGCCAAAACACCUGAGGACCCACAGGUUGAGAACCACUGGGAUAGAGGGACGGAUGAACAGAUGGAUAGAUAGAUAGAUAGAUAGAUAGAUUGAUAGACGAAUAGGUGGAUAGAUGGAUGGUUGUAUGGAUGGAUAGAUGUAUGGAUAGAUAGGGGAAUUGAUGAUGAUAAUAAUAAUAAUAAUAAUAAACUUUAUUUAUACCCUGCCACCAUCUCCCCAACGGGGACUCGGGGCGGCUUAUAUGGGGCCAUGCCCAGAACAAUACAAUAUAACAGAAUAUAAAAAGCACAACAAAUCAUAACACAUUGAACAAUACAAUAAAUGAUAAUAUACACUACAUUACGCAAAAUCAGAAGAACAAUAAAACAAUUAUUAAUAUUAUUAUUAUUAUUGUAUGGAUGGAUAGAUGUAUAGAUAGAUAGAUAGAUGAAUUGAUGGAUAGAUAGACUGACAGAUGGAUAGAUGAAUGGAUAGAUAGAUAGAUAGAUAGAUAGAUAGAUAGAUAGAUAGAUAGAUAGAUAGAUAGAUAGAUAGAUAGAUAGAUGGCUAUAUGGAUGGAUGCCCAAAACAAAGCCCUGUAGAAACAACACUCACAAUGCUGGGAAAACAGCUCAGAAGGGGAAGUCUAGACAGAGGCGCCUGCCGUGUCGGUCCUCCGCCCAGCAGGUGGCGCUGCAGGAAGGCGCUGGAGCCAAGGCUCGGGAGCCCAGGGCGGCGCAGCGCAGUGCGGACGCGGCCAUGAAGCGCGACCGUCGCGGGCGGUUCCUGCCUUCGGCCAAGGCAGCCCCUUCCUCUUCUUGCCCCUCGCCUUUGACCAGCCCUCGAUCCCGAAGGAGGAAGGCCCAGGAGGAGGAGGAGGAAGAAGAGAAGGAGAAGGAGGAAGAGAAGAAGAAGCAGGCCCAGGAAGGCGCCCCGGGCGCCACUCGGAGCUUGAGCACAGGCCACUGCCGCCUUUGCCACGGGAAGUUCUCCGCGCGGAGCCUGCGCAACGCCUUUGGGAAGCCCCCCGCGAUGGACGGCAGCCCCCAGAAGCAGCAGCAGCAGCCCCGGCGCCUGGAUCGCGUCUUCUUUGCUGACUUCCAGCACCUGCUGGGGGUGGCCGCCCGCCCGGACCCGUCCCUGCCCCAGUCGGUCUGCAAGAAGUGCCACGCUCAGUUUUACAAGUGCCGCAGCGUCCUCAAGGCCUUCAUCCAGAAGGUCAACCUCUCUCCCGUGGGGGCCCUCAAGCCCCGGCCAAGGAGCAAUGCUGCCCCGUCUCCUCUUCUCGUAACUGAAGGAAAUGCCUCCUCUCUGGGAGGCCGGAUCACCUCCAGCCCGCAGUGCCUCCACAACCUGGUGCUGUGGGCCCACAAUCACGCAGGGAGCUGCCAGGUCACGCCGAGCCUGCGGAGCGUGCUGUCCUCUGGAUAUUGUGGGGUCGUCGUUCAGGCCGUCUGGGGUUGCAGCGAAGGCCACGACUACGUCCUGAGCCCUGACGUGGAAGAGGAGGAGGAGGAGGAGGAGGAGGGCAGCGGCCCCAAACAGGACCACAGCAAGGGCAGCUCUGAGCGCGUGGCCGGCAAUGGGGUGGACGCCGAGGGUGCCAGAGCGCCCUGCAUCCCUUCCCAUUGUGGCCCAGACAGGACCGCUGCUGCAAACAGUGAGGCUGCUUCACCCGAACCGGGCACAGAAAACCAGCUCCCUGAGAGUCCGGACGCGGCUCCAUCGCAAGAGGUGUCCAGGAGCCCUUUGCAGGAGGGGAACCUGCCUCGGCCAGGCUGUCCGGUCAACGGGGGUCCCGGGCCUCUGAGCGAAAAUCCGGUUCCGCCUGCAGCCCUGGAUGAGCGGGUAAAAGACGAGUUCAGUGACCUUUCAGAGGGAGACUCUUCCUCAAGCGACGAAGAGGAGGAUGGCCAGAGAGAAUGUGCCUCCGAUGACUUCUUUCAGCCUUUCGAGGGCAAGAGGAUGCCCAACAACAGGAAACCCAAAACCAAAGGCACCAAGCUGGAAGGGCCCAAGAUUCGUAAGAAGCCUGGGCCCAAGCCGGGCUGGAAGAAGAAUAUCAAGUGCGAAAGGGAAGAGCUGCCCACCAUUUACAAGUGUCCUUACCAGGGCUGCACCGCUGUCUAUCGAGGGGCGGACGGCAUGAAGAAGCACAUCAAGGAGCACCACGAGGAGGUCCGGGCGAGGCCCUGUCCGCACCCGGGAUGCAACAAGGUCUUCAUGAUCGACCGGUAUCUGCAGCGCCACGUGAAGCUCAUUCACACAGAGGUACGGAACUACAUCUGCGACGAAUGCGGACAGACCUUCAAGCAGCGGAAACACCUCUCUGUGCACCAGAUGCGCCACUCCGGAGCAAAGCCUCUCCAGUGCGAGAUCUGCGGCUUCCAGUGCCGCCAGCGGGCCUCGCUGAAGUACCACAUGACCAAACACAAAGCGGAGGCGGAGCUGGAGUUCGCCUGCGACCUGUGCGGCAAGCGCUUUGAGAAGGCCCAUAACCUGAAUGUCCACAUGUCCAUGGUGCACCCGCUGAUCCAGACGCAGGACAAGGCCAAGGCCAAAGCCAAGGAGACGGACUCUGUUGCGGAAGCGCCAGACACAGAGACGACCGACAGCCGGACGGUCAAGCUGGAACUCAGGGCUUCGCAGCCACAGCAGGAACCCACUUGAGAGCCGCCGCCGAUGUUGAAGUUUUUAUAAUGUAUGUUUUUAACACACACACACACACAAAUAAGGGAUUUUAAGGGGGGAAAGGACUCGACGACGCCUGCUUGCCGCCAUUGCUGUGAUGAUUGUGUUCCUCUCCGCUGCGGUGUUGUCCAGCGCGCCCGUCUUGCUAAAAGAAAAAAGACUCCUUUUUGAUCAGAAAGGUCGGGAAAGCAUCUUGUACCUGUUCAACAGCUACACGGCACCGAGACCUUCCAAAUGAUUCUGUUAAAGAGGAUGGAAUACCCUUGCUUUUAAACUAAUUCCCAAACAAACAAAACACAAAAAAUAUCAUAAACCAGAACCAUUUGCAAACCUAA
Anolis carolinensis (green anole) is the source of this 4072-nucleotide messenger RNA. RefSeq names its product zinc finger protein 276 (gene znf276). The record is from RefSeq and is a predicted model, not a curated record. NCBI's taxonomy places the organism in Eukaryota, Metazoa, Chordata, Lepidosauria, Squamata, Anolidae. Gene Ontology annotation, cellular component: chromosome; kinetochore; nucleus. Bases 1626 to 3716 code for a protein of 696 amino acids. Gene Ontology annotation, biological process: regulation of transcription by RNA polymerase II. Gene Ontology annotation, molecular function: zinc ion binding; chromatin insulator sequence binding. The transcript has 11 exons.